Molecule: messenger RNA, 3466 nt
Organism: Astyanax mexicanus (Mexican tetra)
Lineage: Eukaryota; Metazoa; Chordata; Actinopteri; Characiformes; Acestrorhamphidae
Gene: ppp2r2d
Product: protein phosphatase 2, regulatory subunit B, delta
Exons: 10
Coding region: 240-1583 (447 amino acids)
Biological process (GO): peptidyl-serine dephosphorylation
Cellular component (GO): cytosol; protein phosphatase type 2A complex
Molecular function (GO): protein phosphatase regulator activity; protein binding
Source: RefSeq, a predicted model, not a curated record
CGGGCAUCAUGUCGACUGGCCGCGUGCGCCAUCUUGAGAGGAAUAAGAAAUCUCGGGCGAUGCGCGCGGCGCGCUGAUCGGACCCGACCGGACCGGAGCGGAGCUUCUCCACGGUUUGGGCCUGCGCUGCGAUUCCCCGUUACGGGCAGCGGAAGACCGGCGGGAACUCGCGGCCGGAGAAAGAGAGAGAGAGCCGGGGGCCGGGGACAGAUCUGCUGCUGCUGCUGCGGAGCGACGCGAUGGCAGGGGUCGGAGGAGGGAACGAUUUCCAGUGGUGUUUCUCGCAGGUGAAGGGGGCCAUAGACGAGGAUGUGGCGGAAGCGGACAUUAUCUCAACAGUUGAAUUUAACUACUCUGGGGAAUUACUAGCUACAGGAGACAAGGGUGGAAGAGUCGUCAUAUUUCAGAGAGAACAAGAGAGUAAAAAUCGUCCGCUCUCGAGAGGAGAAUAUAACGUAUACAGCACUUUCCAGAGUCAUGAACCAGAAUUUGACUAUUUGAAAAGUUUAGAAAUUGAGGAGAAAAUUAAUAAAAUCCGAUGGCUGCCCCAACAGAAUGCUGCUCACUUCCUGCUCUCCACAAACGAUAAAACCAUCAAGCUGUGGAAGAUCAGCGAAAGGGACAAACGAGCGGAGGGCUACAAUCUGAAAGAUGAAGACGGGCGUCUGAGAGAUCCGUUUAGAAUCUCAACACUAAGGGUGCCUGUGCUGAUGCCGAUGGACCUGAUGGUUGAAGCCAGCCCUCGCAGAAUAUUUGCGAAUGCGCACACAUAUCACAUCAACUCCAUUUCAGUAAAUAGUGAUCAUGAAACAUACCUUUCUGCAGAUGACCUAAGAAUAAACCUAUGGCACUUAGAAAUCACAGAUAGAAGUUUUAACAUUGUAGAUAUAAAGCCUGCCAACAUGGAGGAGCUGACGGAGGUGAUCACGGCUGCAGAGUGCCACCCUCACCAGUGCAACGUGUUCGUGUACAGCAGCAGCAAGGGCACCAUCCGCCUCUGCGACAUGCGGGCAGCGGCCCUCUGCGAUAGACAUAGCAAAUUUUUUGAAGAGCCUGAAGAUCCGAGCAGCAGGUCGUUCUUCUCAGAAAUCAUCUCCUCCAUAUCUGAUGUCAAGUUCAGCCACAGCGGCCGAUACAUGAUGACCCGAGACUACCUUUCAGUGAAGGUGUGGGACCUCAACAUGGAGAACCGGCCUGUAGAGACCUACCAGGUACAUGAAUACCUACGUAGUAAGCUGUGCUCGCUGUAUGAGAACGACUGCAUUUUUGACAAGUUCGAGUGCUGCUGGAACGGAUCAGACAGUGCCAUUAUGACCGGCUCCUACAACAACUUCUUCAGAAUGUUUGACCGGAACACCCGCCGGGACAUCACUCUGGAGGCGUCCCGGGAGAACAGCAAACCGCGGGCCACGCUGAAACCCCGUAAAGUCUGCACCGGCGGGAAGAGGAAGAAGGACGAGAUCAGCGUGGACAGCCUGGACUUCAACAAGAAGAUCCUCCACACCGCCUGGCACCCCAAAGAGAACGUCAUAGCGGUGGCCGCCACCAACAACCUGUAUAUAUUCCAGGACAAAAUGAACUAAAGAGAGAACAGCAGCGGAGAAAAAUCCAAACCAAGAAAAAUCUCCACCUUAUUCCCCUCCGGCACAAGAGGACAAGAGAGGACUCGCGAAAACCACAGAAAACCACAGAAAAGAAGAAGAAUAAUAAUGAUCUCGUACUUUCCAUAGCCUAGUCCUUAACGUUAAAGUCGAAGAGAAGCCGCAGCCUUGUUUCAUGUUGUUCUCCUAAUGGAAGAAUGGAUGCACUUGUUUUUUCUUUUUCAGUUUUUUUGUUUCAUUUUUCAUUUGUAUUUUAUUUUAUUUUUUUGUUUAGUUUGUUUAGUCUUUCACACAUAGUCCAGGGGAAAUGAGGAGGAGUAAAUGGGCGUGUCUCUUUUGCUAACGCCUCGUCACACGAGAGGCACGGUCAAAAGCCCUUAAACAUAAAAUAUAUAUAUAUAUAUAUAUAUAUAUAUAUAUAUAUAUAUAUAUAUAUAUAUAUAUAUAUAUAUAUAUAUAUAAAAUAAAUAAAUAUAUGAAUAAAUAUAUAAAUAAAUACAUUGACCCUACUGCAUUGCUCCUUCAUAAAUCUUUCGUUUAAAAGGGCAACCACAAGAUCAACAACAAUGCAAGACCCACCCAUCACUCAUCACUCAUAUCUACUCCCCUCUUUUUCUCCUCCACCAAUCAUACGCCAGAUCUACAAUAAAAAAAUUCAUAAAGAAUCGACGAAAAACCUCGUAACUCAGAGGCCAAAUCAGAUUCAACCUUUCAGCAGUUACUGAAAUCUUCUUUCUGUCUUCUUUUUUUAUUUUUAUUUUUCUUUCCGUUUAAUUUUUUGUUUUUCAGUCUGAGCCUUAGUUAUUUUCGUUUUUUAUUAUUUUUAUUAUUUUUUUUAUUUUUAUUAUUUUUGUUUGUCGACCAAAAUCACAGAUCACCCAAAACAGUCCUCCCAAAAAGAGCGUCCCAGUCGACUUUUUGUUCUCCGUCAGAACCACAGAACUGUAGAACCGUAGAUACCAGAGUAUCUGUGGCCUGAGAGCCCAGGCCUUUCAGAAAAAGUGACUUCCUUUUUUUUUUUUUUUUUUGCUUUCUUUCUUUCUUUAUUUUUAUAUUUAAUUUUUUUUUUUUGCUGGUCAAUGCCUGUCAACAUUCCUCCCCUGGCCUCAGUCCCAGGCCUCGGGUGUUUUUACCUUUUAAGCACUUACUACAGAUCUCCAUUAUUUAUUUAUUUUUGGUCAGUGGACAGAUUGCAGAUCUUUUGUUUCUUUAUUUUUAGUUUCGUUUUGUUUUUCGUUUCGUUUUGUUUCUCAUGCAUAAUAACAUCUACUCACUGACUGUGUCUAUAUAUCUAAAUAUAUAUCUAUAUAUAAAUUACCACACCAACGUCUGGUGUCAAAACCACUUAAUAAAAAUAGCAAAACUAUAAAGAGAAAGCGUUUUUUACAUGACGAGCAGGUAUGUAUGUGGAUUUAUUUGGUUAUUUGAUUUUAUUUGAUUUUUUUUUUCUGUUCUGUAUUCUGCAUGUAAUCUGCAUUAUGUGGGUUUGGAGCGGCAGUAAUGAAAUGUGAAGUCAUCCUGCUGAUCUUCAUCUAAACCAGCUGCUUAAAGGAGUCAGAUCCACCUUAAAAUCUUAUCUUUUACACCCUGCGUUCACACUACCAGAGAACAGCGCAAAAAAAACGACCAGCUUUUAUUCUUUAGGGUUGUUUUGUGUAUUUUUUUUUUUUUUUUUUUGGUGUGGUGCAGUGGAUAACACCACUGCAUGCCAGUGAGCUACUAAAUCAUGUGGGAGACUGGGGUUCAAUUCCUACUCUGGGUGACUGAAUGCUGCUCUACACCAAUACCAGUCCUUGGGCAAGACUCCAAACUCCUAACACUACAUCGGACAAAUACUGUAAUAGAAAUAAACUUGUCACUCUGGA